AUGACUGAGAGGCUUCAAAUGUUAAGUUUAGCUUUACAUGAAAAAAUUCGUUCAAAAUAUUCAACAUGUCAAUAUAUAUAUGACCAAAUUAAAGUAUUAAAUGAUAAUUAUGAACAAAAUUUAUAUUCGAUUAUUAAAAAUGUAGAAAACGCUGGUGAUUACUUUGUUAAAAUAGCCGAUGAAAAUAUGUACUAUGGAAAUAGUUGUUGUAAUAAUGAAAUAACCAACAAUAAUAAUGAUAAGAACAAUAUCGAAGAAAAAGAAAACGAAGACCAUGAUGAAAUUGAAGAUGACACAGAAGAAAUAGAUAACAAAUUAAACACAAGAAAUUCCAAUCAACGUUUAGCUAUACUUGAAAUUUAUAUUGAUGCAUGUGAUUAUUAUAAAAAAGCUAUUGAUUUUUUUAAAACAGUAAAAAACUUAAAAAAUAUAUUUAUGGAUAAAAUGGAUACAACCAAUGAUUUAGAUGGUUUAAUACUGGAUAUUGAGAAGAAAAUAAAUGAUGCUAAUAAUAAAAAACUUGCAUGGAGAGAUAAACAUAUUGGACUGUCAAUAGCGCCAAGAAAUACAAUACCACAUGAAGAAUUGUAUAAAUUAGCCGUUAUAUUCCCAGAAAACAACUCACUGAUAUGA
Messenger RNA from Didymodactylos carnosus, 633 nucleotides. NCBI's taxonomy places the organism in Eukaryota, Metazoa, Rotifera, Eurotatoria, Philodinida, Philodinidae. The record is from the annotation of a GenBank genome assembly.